CUUCUACUCAACAUGGCACCCUUGAACAACACCAUGUUCUACCCUCAAUCUUUCUUCCUCACAGGCAUUCCUGGAUUGGAAAGAUUCCAUGUGUGGCUCACUAUCCCCUUCUGCUGCCUCUAUGGUAUUGCCCUCUCUGGAAACAGUAUGAUCCUCUUUGUCAUCAUCACGGAGCCAAGUCUCCAUGAGCCAAUGUACUAUUUCCUCUCCAUGCUGUCUUUCACUGACCUGGGCCUAUGCUUGUCCACCUUGAUCACUAUGUUGGGCCUUUUCGGGUUCAAUGCCCGAGAGAUCAGCUUUGAUGCUUGCAUUGGCCAAAUGUUCUUCAUUCACGGCUUCACCUUCAUGGAGUCCUCAGUGCUACUGGCUAUGGCCUUUGACCGCUUCAUCGCAAUCUGUAACCCACUAAGAUAUACCACUAUCUUAACUAAUUCAAGGAUUGCUAAGGUAGGGAUGGUGAUUGUCAUCAGGGGCACAGCAGCUCUGGUGCCCUUGCUCCUGCUCCUAAAACGUCUAUCAUUCUGUCAUAGCCACGUUCUCCACCAUUCCUAUUGUUUCCACCCUGAUGUGAUGAAGCUAUCAUGUUCAGACACCAAGGUCAACAGCGUAUUUGGAUUGGCAAUUGUCAUCUCCACUGCUGGGGUAGAUUCAGUCUUCAUACUACUCUCCUAUGUUCUGAUCAUCCACUCUAUUCUCAGCAUUGCAUCUCCUGAAGAGCGCAAGAAAGCCUUUAGCACCUGCAUCUCCCACAUCAGUGCUGUAGCCAUUUUCUACAUCCCCAUGAUCAGCUUGUCCCUGGUGCACAGAUUUGGGAAACAUGCCCUUCCUUAUGUACACACACUCAUAGCCAAUGUCUACCUACUCAUUCCUCCAGUGAUGAAUCCUAUUAUCUAUAGUGUGAAGACCAAGCAAAUCCGCAGAGUGAUCCUCAAAAUAUUCCUUCCCAAGAAAAUUUAG
This is a messenger RNA of Vombatus ursinus (common wombat), 957 nucleotides long. Its product is annotated as olfactory receptor 51F2-like. The record is from RefSeq and is a predicted model, not a curated record. Gene Ontology annotation, cellular component: membrane. NCBI's taxonomy places the organism in Eukaryota, Metazoa, Chordata, Mammalia, Diprotodontia, Vombatidae. The transcript has a single exon. Bases 13 to 957 code for a protein of 314 amino acids. Gene Ontology annotation, molecular function: olfactory receptor activity; G protein-coupled receptor activity. Gene Ontology annotation, biological process: G protein-coupled receptor signaling pathway.